AUGGCACAAAUAUCACAAUCGCCCCUCCUCCGCUUACCACUUGAAAUCCGUCUAAUGAUCUAUGAAUACGCCCUCGAUGUGCCGAACGAGUACAUGGACAGACCGCUGAUCGUGGUCAACGAUCGUGGAAAUGCCUUCACAGCGCGGGGCCGCUACCGCGCUCUAUCAAUGUGUCCCAGCUGGGUAGGCGAGAACGGCAAGGUGCGCAGUCUACUCUCGGUGAACCGACAAAUCCACGAUGAAGUCGAAGACUUCCUGUACUCGCAUAAUACGCUCUUCUUUCUCAAUGCGUUUAGUCUGGACCGGCUUGGUGCGUUCCUAGAUACGCUUAGUGAGACGGCGCGCAGGCGCAUUCGCAGCGUCGGCUUCGAGAUCUUUUUCUUUGUGCAUUCGCAGACGGGCGUGCCGAAGCGGACGUUGAAGGAGUAUGAGCGCGCCGGGAAGAUUCUGAGUGAGAAGCUGCCGAAUUGGAGCAGUGUUGUGUUUUACCUUGAUCCGAGGUUUUAUUUCCCGUCGGCGGCUGUUGGGGGCAGGGAGUUGUCGGCUAGGGGUGUUUGGUAUCUGGCGACGAAGUUUGGGGCGAUGAGGAAGGAGAUGCAGUUUUUCGCGCUGCCGUCCAUUCAUCGGCAUGUUAUGGACGAGGCCAAAACGAAGAUUCAGAUGGGGAGGAGGGGGUCGCAGGAGCGAGCAUUUCUUUAG
Molecule: messenger RNA, 699 nt
Organism: Aspergillus bombycis
Lineage: Eukaryota; Fungi; Ascomycota; Eurotiomycetes; Eurotiales; Aspergillaceae
Exons: 1
Coding region: 1-699 (232 amino acids)
Source: RefSeq, a predicted model, not a curated record